Eurytemora carolleeae is the source of this 1770-nucleotide messenger RNA. Its product is annotated as poly(U)-binding-splicing factor half pint. Lineage: Eukaryota; Metazoa; Arthropoda; Copepoda; Calanoida; Temoridae. Gene Ontology annotation, biological process: alternative mRNA splicing, via spliceosome; regulation of alternative mRNA splicing, via spliceosome; mRNA splice site recognition. Gene Ontology annotation, cellular component: catalytic step 2 spliceosome; precatalytic spliceosome. The coding region runs from base 1 to 1461 and encodes 486 amino acids. The record is from RefSeq and is a predicted model, not a curated record. The transcript has 15 exons. Gene Ontology annotation, molecular function: RNA binding.
AUGGUCCCCCUGAGAGUAUAUCGCGAAAAACCAUUUGUUAACUUUGUUAAAACGUUUUAUAUAAAUCCUUUUAUAGGAGACUUGAAAGAAACUGGUUCUCUAGUGUACGGACCUGGGUCUAAAAAUGACAGUUCAGUUGCCAGAGCUUUGGUCAAACCAACCCCUGAACAGGCAACUCAAAUCCAGAAAGCUAAGAAAUAUGCUAUGGAGGUGAGCAUUAAGAUGGUGUUAAUGAAGCAAACUAAGCACCUUGGAUUAUUAUUAUUAACGUCUUAUAUUUGUAGAAUCUAUGUUGGGUGUAUUAACUACGACACGAGGGAGGAAUCUAUAAAACAAGCAUUCAAUGCUUUUGGUCCAAUUCGAUCCAUCACAAUGUCCUGGGACCCAACAACGCAGAAGCACAAAGGGUUUGCGUUUGUUGAGUUCGAAACUCCUGAGGGGGCUCAGUUAGCCGAGGAACAGAUGAACGGUGUUCUGGUCUGCGGUAGGAAUAUCAAGGUAAGGAACAGUGUUCUUUUCUGUGCCGAUGUGUGUACAGGGUAUGGAUAUGUAGAAUAUGAAACUCUACAGUGUGCCCUGGACGCAAUCAGUUCAAUGAACCUGUUUGAUCUAGGCGGACAGUAUCUACGAGUAGGGCGGGCUGUAACGCCCCCUGACGCUAAGAAUCUUGGGCCGGUUAGCACGGCGCCGCCAUCGGCAUUGCCUAAUGCUACGGCCAUGGCCGCAGCUGCUGUAUCUGCAAAGCUGACUGCCCUGGAUGCUGUGGCGAAGAAUAAAAAAAUUGUUCUCAAUUUUGUACAACCUACAUUUUUUCAGAAAAAGAAAAGACGGUCUAGGUCAAGAUCUAGAUCUAGGGAGGAGAGGGAAAGAGAGAAGAGAAGGAGAGAGGAGAGAGAAAAGGAGAAGAUUAAGAAGGAGAUUAAGAAGGAGAAAGAAAGCUCCAAGCCAAUCCCUGUCCCUCCCCUUAUAACCAAAGAUGAAGCUCUUGAGACACCGGAUGCUCUGAAAAAUGCUGCUGCUGCUGCUCAGCAGCUUGAACUUCUGAAAAAGCUUGAUGAAGGACAGGAGCCUGUAACUCUGGCUCAGCACGAAGACAUGUCGAUCAAGGGAGUGAGUGCCCGCCAGCUUGUCAUGCAGAAACUUAUGAAAAACAGAAGCGAGUCUGUUGUACUGCUUAUAAGGAAUAUGGUUGGUGCAGAUGAGGUGGAUGAGGAGCUCCAGGGUGAUAUUGAAGAGGAAUGCAACAAAUAUGGAAAGGUCGAGCACGUGAUCAUCUACAAGGAGCAGCAGGACGAGGAUCAGAACUCAGAGAUCGUUGUCAAAAUAUUCGUCGAAUUCCAAAACUUUGAUCAGGUGAAAACGGCUCGGGAUGCAUUACAUGGACGCUUUUUCAGUGGUCGAAAAAUCACAGCGAUUGUUUACGAUCAAGAACUCUACGAUCAACAAGAUCUUUCAGGAUAAAUCAGCAUGGGACCAGGGACAAGGCGAAUAUCAGAAAAUCGUCCAAAAGUAUCAUAACUAUUAAUUAUUUUGUAUUUCCGCGCCAUUAUUUUGAAUUUAAUCUAGAUCUAUUUGAUUUUGUAAAUUAUAAUUUCAUGAUCGGACCAUUUAAGAUCUUAAGACAAUUUAACAAUUUUUGUUUCAAUAGCUUUCCGUUUUUUGUUGUUUUUGGUCCUAAUCAAAUAAAAUACAAUUCCUAAAAUGUCGGAAUAAAUUCACAUUCAGCGAAUGGUUCACUCACAAACAUGUUUUGCAAUCUUUUAUUUCAGA